Venturia canescens is the source of this 1701-nucleotide messenger RNA. Its product is annotated as glycosylated lysosomal membrane protein-like. The transcript has 6 exons. Bases 176 to 1399 code for a protein of 407 amino acids. The record is from RefSeq and is a predicted model, not a curated record. Gene Ontology annotation, cellular component: lysosome. NCBI's taxonomy places the organism in Eukaryota, Metazoa, Arthropoda, Insecta, Hymenoptera, Ichneumonidae.
AAGGGGAAAUGUCUUUGUUGGUAGUUAGCGAGGCUAUAGAAUUCGUGCGAGUCGUGCUUAGCCUGCUCUGCUUCUCACAAUCAGCUGUGAUUCGUUAUUGAUACGUUAACAAUGUCGUAUAGUUACUCGUGUUAAUUGUAAAUAUUUCAGAAAUAUAAAGAAAUAUACCGGAAAAAUGUUUCCUUCAAAUAAUUUGUGCCUUAUAUUAAUAUUGAUAAGUAGCUGCUGUGCGACGCAAAGAACGUUGAAAACUUUUCUCAACCCUGGAUGCAAUGAUCUUUGUAUAGUGGAAAAUGUGACAACAGUUUAUUUACGAGCUGAAGGUUCUACUGACACUUUGCACUACAUAUGGGACUUUUUUGGCAAUCCUUCUCUUCUACUAGCCGUAACAUCUCCGUCCACUCAGUUGAACGUCAAUUGGAACGAGUAUCUUUUGAAUCAACCAAAUUCAAUUCAAUUUACGGAAGAGCCACAGUAUACAUUUGGAGUUGUUUUACAAAAGUUUUAUGAAUUCAACGAUGUCAAUGAUACUGGUGUACUGGGUACCAUGAAUGAUGCUAACAUUAAUGUUUUGGAUACAAAAAUGUUCAAUUGGAUUCGCAAUGGUGUAUCGAAUAACACAAACUUUGUUGAGUUACUAAUGAACGGCAAUGACUACAAUGAUUUCUUUGCACAUACAAAAAGACAAGGCGAUGUGCAGAUAAUGCUGAAUGGAUUUUGUACACUGGACCAUUCAGAUGUUAUGCCGCACAUGUUACAUUCCGAAAACUCAACUCAAAUUGAUAUAGUAUUGAACAAUCUGCAGACAAAUUCCUCGUUUACGAGUAGCAGAUUCGCUAUGGAACUGCUUCUUGUCAGUGAAAGUGAAACUCGUACAGGAAUGUUUGUCGAUGCUAAAAAAAGCUUGGACGACGAACAUACACCAGGAAUAUUUGAGGUUAUCGAGCUGCGAACACCACUGGUUAAGUUACCAAACGGGGAGCAGAGCUCAGCAUACUUACAGUGGAGACCGGUUUCUUAUACUGGACCUUCUCGCGACGUGAGCGAGUCUACCGAAAUUGUGAAUUAUUUACUAGUCAACAUCACCAAGAAAGCAAAUGUUGCUAAAAAUUCUCUUCUGCAUGCUUAUUACGGAAAAAGAAUAGAACAGUUGUUAGUUGAAAAAAUGAACGUAUCCCUUGGAAUGAAGGGCGACGGAUUUUAUAAAAAAAACAAUUAUUCAACAUGGACUUUCCUGGUUGGCUAUGGAACUCCUCCAGCCGAACAGUUUUCCUAUUUGGUCAUAAUGAUAAUGGCUAUUGGACUUGGUUUACCUGUGCUGCUGAUGCUCGCCGUUGGCAUUUAUUUUUGUGUUCGAAGAAUACCAAAACGAUACGACAAUGCAUUCAUCAAUUCUUAAAGGAAACAACGAUGUAUCAAUAUACUUAAGGCUUCUUCGUCCUAAUAGGACUUUCGUCCUAAUUGUACAGACUUACUCGUGACGAUUGAUGUAACAUUAAAUUAUUUUAUACGACAAUGAGGCUGAUUAAUAUUUUCAUAUUUUAUGUUUCAACUUUCCAACAACAGUUUAAGAUUUUGUAUAAAACACCGUGAUACUGCCCAACCGAAAACGUGAAGAAAAAACGAAAAAAGAUUCGUCGAUUGUGCACUAGAAAAGAAAAAAAUAUAAUGCAAAAUAAACUAUUGAAUUGACAUUUUCAA